CACUGCUGCUCUGAUUGGCUGAUUCACAGGUGGGCACGCAGCUGAUUCGUGGAAUUUCGGGAGGAGAGAGGAAGAGGACGAACAUCGGCAUGGAGUUGAUCAUCGAUCCAUCAGUGCUUUUCCUGGACGAGCCGACAACAGGCCUCGACGCCAGCACUGCCAACUCUGUCCUCAUGCUGCUGAAGAAAAUGGCUCUCAACGGUCGCACCAUCAUCCUCUCCAUCCAUCAGCCGCGCUACUCCAUCUAUCGUCUGUUCGACAGCCUGACGCUCCUGGUGGGAGGAAGGCUGGUGUAUCACGGGCCGGCUCAGGACGCCCUGCAGUACUUCAGUGAGAUCGGAUACACCUGUGAACCUCAUAACAACCCUGCUGAUUUCUUCCUGGAUGUCAUCAACGGAGACUCGACGGCUGUAACUCUCAACAAGUUACACAACAAUGAGGAACUGGACCAGGAUCAGCUGAGUUCGUCUCUGAAGGGCAUCGCGGAUCGUUUAGUGGAGGAAUACAGGAAUAGCUCCAGCUUCAAACACACCAAAGGUGAACUGGAUCGCAUCAUUCAGGGUCAGGAGAACAGCAUUGGGGUCAAAAUCAAAACCAGAACCGUCACCUACAGCACGUCCUUCUUCCACCAGUUCAACUGGGUCCUCAAGAGAACCUUCCGGAACCUGAUGCUCAACCCACAGACCUCCUUCGCUCAGAUCGGGGUCAUAAUCUUCCUGGCUCUGGUUGUUGGAGCGAUAUUUUUCGGAUUGAAGUUAAACUCGAGUGGGAUUCAGAACCGGAUGGGCGCAUUAUUCUUCAUCACUACUAAUCAGUGCUUUAAUACAAUUUCAGCAGUUGAACUCUUCAUCACAGAGAGGAAACUCUUUGUGCACGAGUACAUCAGCGGCUACUACAGAGUGUCUGUGUACUUUCUGUCGAAGCUUCUGUCUGACAUCAUCAUGCUGCGCACCAUCCCUGUCAUCAUCUUUAGCUGUGUGGCCUACUGGAUGAUCGGCCUGAAGGCAUCUGUGGAGGCGUUCUUAAUCUUCUUAUUCUCCAUCCUGAUGGUCUCGUACACGGCGACUUCCUUGACUCUGGCCAUCUCUGCGGAUCAGACGGUGGUGGCCAUUGCUAACAUCUUUUUGACCAUCAGCUUUGUCUUCAUGAUGAUCUUCUCUGGGCUGCUGGUGAAUCUCCCCAGUGUGGCUAAUUGGUUGAACUGGUUGAAGUACUUCAGUAUUCCUCGUUACGGUCUCGCUGCUCUGCAAAUCAACGAGUUCACCGGCCUCAGUUUCUGUGACACCAGGAACACAACCGGCACGCCAGAGAGAGUUUGCACCGCAGGCGAGGAGUUCCUGAUGGAUCAGGGCAUCAAUAAUUCAGCCUGGGGUUUGUGGCAGAAUCACUUGGCUCUGGCAAUCAUGACCUUCAUUUUCCUGGUAAUUGCUUACCUCAAGCUGCGCUUCAUCAAGAAAUUCACAUAAUCUCAGAUCAUCGUCUUCCUCACACACUCCUUCAUCAUAAGACACCGUUUUCACACGGAACCAAUCAAUCAUCCUGUACUGAAGUCAUACAAUCGUCUACAAUACAAUCAGCUUUAACUGUGCUCA
Messenger RNA from Pimephales promelas (fathead minnow), 1592 nucleotides. Lineage: Eukaryota; Metazoa; Chordata; Actinopteri; Cypriniformes; Leuciscidae. The record is from RefSeq and is a predicted model, not a curated record.